AAGCGGAGGGUUCUUUGUCUUCUGGUUAAUUUAUUACCACUCGCCUCUUAACUCAUUCACCAUGGCUGGAAAGGAAAUCAUCGUGGUUUUUGGGGCCACUGGUGCCCAAGGUAAUUCGGUGGCAUGUGCUCUACUGGAAGACUGCACCUUUGCGGUCAGAGCAGUGACCCGGGACCCCAGCAAGCCAGCAGCUGCAAAGCUGAAGCAAGCCGGCGCAGAGGUGGUAGCUGGGGAUCUGGACAAUGAGAAGAGUUUGGAAGCUGCGCUAAAAGGAGCUCAUGGAGCUUUUUUGGUCACCAAUACGUCGGGCCAACACGCUGACCAUAACAAGGAAGUCACCCAGGGAAAAUUGGUGGCCGAUCUUGCCAAGCGCCUGGGCCUGAAGCAUAUCGUUUACAGUGGUCUUGAGAACGUGAAAAAGCUGACCGGUGGAAAACUGGGCGCCCAUCACUUUGAUGUCAAAGGGGAAGUGGAGGAAUAUUUCCGACAUAUUGGAUGUCACAUGACCAGCGUGAGGCUUUCCUUCUACUACGAGAACUUCCUAGGCGAUUAUAAGCCCCAGAAGUGCGAAGACGGGAAAUGCUACGCUUUAAACCUGCCGAUGGGUGAUGUCCCCCUGGAUGGAAUCUCAGUAAAGGAUUUGGGUCCAUGUGUUGUCAGCAUCCUGAAGCAUCCAUCUCACUAUGGCGGGAAGAAUAUCGGACUCAGCGCAGAAAAGUUAACAGUGGCACAAUACGCACAUAUUAUGUCUGAAGUCACUGGAAAGACCAUCAAAGAUGCCAAGAUCCACCAUGAUGACUUUGAGAAGCGCAUGGCCCAUGGAGCGAAGCACAUGGCUGACAUGUUUCGGUUCUACAUGACGAGACCAGAACGGGAUGUGGAAGUGACCCACAAGCUCAACCCCAAGGUCAAGGCUUUCCGCCCUUGGUUGGAGGAAAACAAGGCCGCGUUCUGUAAAGAGUGUAAAGAGUGAAAACAAUGGAAAAUAUCAUUUUUUAAUAAACAGUGAGCCAGAUG
Molecule: messenger RNA, 1017 nt
Organism: Rana temporaria (common frog)
Lineage: Eukaryota; Metazoa; Chordata; Amphibia; Anura; Ranidae
Product: nmrA-like family domain-containing protein 1
Exons: 5
Coding region: 62-973 (303 amino acids)
Source: RefSeq, a predicted model, not a curated record